AUGGCAUCGCCUCCAGCUACAUUCAAAGGCGACUGGAUCACCCCAGAGCAUCCUGAUUAUGCCAAAGCCAUCGCUCGGUGGGCAGUUAACGCCGAGCGCCAUGCCAAGGUUGUUGCCUUUGUGAAGGACAAUGACGACGUCCACGAUGCUUUGCAGUACGCGAAAGAGAACAACCUGCCCCUCGCUAUUCGUGGGGGCGGUCAUAGCCCAUCAGGUGCGUCUUCCAUCGAAGGAGGACUCGUCGUCGAUCUAUCGCGCUACCUGGCCAGCGUGAGGGUCGACCCAGACAAGCAGCUCGCAUAUGUUGGCGGAGGUGCUGUCUGGGGCACUGUUGACAAGGCCGCGAUUGCUCAUGGACUGGCAUCCGUCGCUGGGACUGUCGACCAUGCGGCCCUUUGUCGCAUUAGUCUUCUUCUUGGAGGUGGCUACGGCUAUCUUACCGGCCAGCACGGAUUGGUCAUCGAUAACCUUGUCCAGGCGACCGUUGUGAUUGCGGAUGGGUCCGCCCUUACAGCUAAUGCGACUGAAAACCCUGACCUGUAUUGGGCUAUCCGUGGCGGGGGUUCCAACUUCGGUGUCGCUACGGAGUUCGUGCUCCAGCUCCACCCCCAGCGCCGACGCGUCUUCGCCGGCCUAUCAAUCUUCCCUCCCACCGUGCUUGCCAAAAUGAAUGAGAUUCUGGCCGAGUGGUGGGAGAAGGGUCCAGAUGAGAAGGAAACGAUAUUGCAGGCUCUGACGAAGGGCCCUGAUGGGAAGCCAUGCAUCGUUCUCGUGUUGUUUUGGAAUGGGUCAGAGGAGGAAGGUCGUGCUCACUUCAAGCAAUUAUUCGAUCUGGGUCCUGUGGUUGACCUGUGCAAAGAAAUCCCUUAUGAAGAGCUAAACACCCUACAGAAUGACGGUGUAGCCCCUGGAAGCAACUACUACAUGAAGUCCGUCUUUGUGAGCGGUCCACAACCUGAUGUCGCAGAGGACAUCCUCUCGCACCUUGACACGCUCACAGAAAAGCACAAGCUGCGCGUGAUAUUCAUCUACGAGUUCUUUCCGGUCAAUAAAGUGCUCUCUGUCCCCACAGAGGCGACCGCGUACGUCAGGCGGCCGCGCCUCAGCACGAUGGUACUCGUUAGAUGGGACAAUGACGGCUCGGACAAGCUCGCGGACGUCAGGCUGGCCGCUACAGAACUGACGAAUCUGGCGCUCAGCGCGGAGAAUAAAGUUCCACCUGCGGAGAACACGGGCUACGGAAACUACAUCAGUGAAGAGAUCGUUCCUGUUUCUAAGGACGUUGCUCCGACGUCCAGAGCCGAGGCUCUGUUUGGGGAGAAUUAUCCGCGGCUCCAGAAGAUUAAAAACCAGUACGACCCCGAAGGAAUUUUCUCGCGUUGGUACGGAAUUAAGCCCAAUGCCUCCUAA
Molecule: messenger RNA, 1410 nt
Organism: Heterobasidion irregulare TC 32-1
Lineage: Eukaryota; Fungi; Basidiomycota; Agaricomycetes; Russulales; Bondarzewiaceae
Exons: 8
Coding region: 1-1410 (469 amino acids)
Molecular function (GO): FAD binding; oxidoreductase activity
Source: RefSeq, a predicted model, not a curated record